This is a messenger RNA of Scatophagus argus, 9626 nucleotides long. RefSeq names its product epidermal growth factor receptor substrate 15-like 1. Lineage: Eukaryota; Metazoa; Chordata; Actinopteri; Scatophagidae. The record is from RefSeq and is a predicted model, not a curated record. Gene Ontology annotation, biological process: endocytosis; endosomal transport. The transcript is spliced from 26 exons. Gene Ontology annotation, molecular function: cadherin binding; calcium ion binding. Gene Ontology annotation, cellular component: clathrin coat of coated pit; plasma membrane; cytoplasm. The coding region runs from base 407 to 3064 and encodes 885 amino acids.
AUCACACAGUUUUAUUUCAGUUGGUUGAAUGAACUGAUUUAGUAAUUGUGACGUAAAAAUCAGAAUGCACUUCUUAUAUUAGUAUUUGUGCUGAAUCAGCCUCACGUGCAGAGGGGUUAGUGGUUUCUCCGUUUGAUUUAUAGUGCAAUAACAUUCUCUCUGCCGCAGUUGUCAAGUGGGAACCCUGUAUAUGAGAACUUGUACAGACAGGUGGACCCUGGGAAUACAGGGAGAGUAGGACCAACAGAAGCUGCUUUAUUCUUGAAAAAGUCUGGACUUCCUGAUAUUACAUUGGGAAAGGCACAAAGUCACAGAGUACAGCCCUGGAAGUGGCUCAAAGGCACAGACUGACAGAUGUACUGCACAGCUAUAGGUUAGCAAGACAGAUGCAGAGAGAUGCUCUGCAAUGCUGGCAGAUCAACUUAACACGACGAUCUGGGAUUUGGCUGAUCCUGAUGGCAAAGGUUAUCUGGACAAACAGGGGUUUUAUGUAGCUCUACGGCUGGUGGGCUGUGCCCAGAGCGGUCAGGAAGUUAGUCUGUCCAGCCUCAACCUCACAGUCCCUCUCCCCAAAUUUAAGGACACCAGCAGUCCGUCUCUAAGCAACACAUCUGCCUCCAGCGAGUUACACUGGGCUGUCAGGCCUGAGGAGAAGAGUAAAUUUGAUGGAAUUUUUGAAAGUCUGGCUCCAGUCAAUGGCCUUCUUUCAGGAGAGAAGGUCAGACCAGUCCUGAUCAACUCCAAACUUCCUCUGGAUGUCCUUGGAAAGGUUUGGGACCUGAGUGAUAUAGAUAAAGAUGGGCAUCUGGACAAAGAUGAGUUUGCAGUGGCCAUGCACCUGGUGUAUCGGGCCCUGGAGAAAGAGCCUGUCCCAGCCCUCCUCCCUUCUGCCUUGGUCCCCCCGUCUAAGAGAAAGAAGAGCCUGGGCUCCGUGGCUGGUCCUGUGCCUGGACUGCCUGCAAGCCCACCACCAACGAAAGACUCUCUGCGCUCCACGCCCUCCCAUGGCAGCAUGAACUCGCUCAACAGCACCGGCAGCCUGUCACCCAAGCACUCAACGCUCAAGUCUGGACAGCAUUCAGCGACCUGGGUGGUCCCAGUGUCAGACCGUGGGCGCUAUGACGACAUCUUCCUGAAGACUGAUGCUGAUCUGGACGGUUUUGUCAGUGGACACGAAGUAAAGGAGAUCUUCAUGCAGUCUGGACUUUCUCAGAAUGUCCUUGCUCAUAUAUGGGCUCUGGCAGACACAAGGCAGAUAGGAAAGCUCACUAGGGAGCAGUUUGCCCUCGCCAUGCAUCUCAUCCAGCAGAAAGUCAGCAAGGGUGUAGACCCUCCCCAGUCCUUGACUGCUGACAUGAUACCCCCUUCUGAGAGAGGCACUCCUGUACCAAGUAUGUCAGGAUACAUGACUCCAGUGGGUUCAGAGAUGGCUGCUCUGUCUGAGAUGAGACGGGACAGCUCCAGUUCAGUGGGUUCAGGGGAGUUCACUGGCAUCAAGGAGCUGGAUGACAUCAGUCAGGAGAUAGCCCAGUUGCAGAGGGAGAAAUACACUCUUGAACAGGACAUCAGGGAGACAGAGGAAGCCAUCAGACAUAAGAGUGCAGAGAUGCAGGAGAUGCAGAAUGACUUAGACAGAGAGACAGCCAGCCUGCAGGAGCUGGAGGCACAGAAACAAGAUGCCCAGGACCGCCUGGACGAGAUGGACCAGCAGAAACAUAAAUUAGAAGACAUGCUGAACGAAGUUCGGAUCAAGUGCCAGGAAGAGUCUCAGAUGAUUUCAACUCUUCAGAGUCAAAUCCACUCCCAGGAGUCAGACUUGCAGAGCCAGGAGGAAGAGCUGAGCCGAGCAAAGGCUGACCUGGGCCGGCUGCAGCAAGAGGAGAACCAGCUGGAACAGAGCCUGGCUGCUGGCAAGAUCCAACUGGAGACCAUCAUCAAGUCUCUGAAGGCCACUCAGGAUGAGAUCAACCAGGCUCGUAGUAAGUUGACCCAGAUUCAGGACAGCCAGCAGGAAGUGUCUAAAAGCAUUGAGCAGUACAACAACACCUUGAAUGGAACACAUGGAGGAAGUAUGACCAACCUUGCUGACAUGAGUGAAGGCUUUGACAGAGAGAAUGGAGGAUUCCCUGCCAUGGUGAGGACAGCACAGGAGGAUCCAUUCAAAGUGAAGCCAUCUGUGUUAAACAGCCAGCCUCAGGAGCUUCCCACUGACCCCUUCCACUGUGAAGACCCCUUCAAAACAGACCCAUUUAAAGGUGACCCUUUCCAAAAUGACCCUUUUGUAAAACAGCCAUCAGCAUCCACAGAUCCUUUUGGAGGAGACCCAUUCAAAGAGACAGAUCCAUUCAAGGCUUCAACUGAAGAUUUCUUCAAGAAGACCACAAAGAUGGAUCCCUUCUCUACACCAGACCCUUUCAGUAAAAGUGCAACAUUACCCUCCAAGCAAAACAGUCACUAUACAAGCAAUGAUCCAUUCUCUUCAAGCAACCCAAAACCCAAAGGACCAGACCUGUUUGGUACAUUGGACCCAUUUGGCAGCAGUUCGUUCAGCAGCAACAGUAACAGCUCUACUGGAUUUGCAGAUUUUAGCCACAUGUCAAAGCCGAGAGACCCUUUUGAAGGCAGGGCAAGCUGGUUGCCAGACUACCAGAAGUCGGUGAUUGUAGAUGACCCAUUCAGCCGGAAAAGUGACACACCAGCCCUGCCACCGAAGAAAAGUGUUCCCCCAAGACCCAAACCACCCAGUGGUAAGAAUACACCAGUGAGCACAGCUGACCUUUCCAAACCAUGUGACCCCUUCCAGCCGUUCAGCAGUGAUACCAUCGACCCGUUUCAGAGUAAAAAGGGCCUGGGAGACCCAUUCAGCGGCAAAGACCCUUUUGCGCCAUCUUCAGCAUCAAGACCUGACAAAGUCAAGUUUGGGAAUGAAGCUCAGCAAUUGGAGUGGGCUAAGCGUGAGAGUGAGCGAGCAGAGCGUGAGCGGCUGAAGAGGCUCCGACAGCAGGAGCAGGAAGACCUGGAGCUGGCCAUUGCACUCAGCAAAGCUGAGAUGUCCAGCUCGUGACCUGGAACCCUCACCACACACAAAUACUCACACAGCAAUUAGACAGACUAACAUGCCGGCAAUCAACUGACAUCUAAAUACUCAGACAAAGACAAAAAUAAAAAAAAAAAAAAAAAACAUCACUGGCCUAACUCUCAAGUGUUGAAAACUCUGGUCUCACACACAACUUGUAUUUCCAAUAUUGACAUUGCUUUACUCUCAAUAACAUUGUUUUGCUGCCAAAUCUACGUUAAAAAUAAGACGACAGAGCUAAUAGCCGAGAACUCAUCACUGCAAAACUCAGCUGACAGAACUGGAGGUGAAGGAGGAGGAGGAGGCAAGUGGGGUUUGAUGGAAAUAGUCACAUGCAUUUUGUAUAUGUGUGUAAUGUGAUGGGUCCAUUUACUGGACUGUAAUCGACAAGCUAAUCGUUACCGAUGGAACACCUCGACAGUUUGAAUUUCGAUGUGUUGUACUGACUUAGUAGCAAAAUGACAAAUAGAUUGUUUUCUUCAGCUCAAAGAACCAGUAACACUACAGUUCAAACUGCCAAGGUGGUUCUUAAGGCCCAAGCGUACUGAAAACAUCUGAUGCGUGCAUUUUGAAUUACAUGUGUUGUUUUAAAUGACUGAACGUGCACCAAAAGCAUUAUGUGGCACAUGCUUUUUUGGCCUUCAAAAGGGAUUUUUUUUUUCAGUUAUGUACAAGACUGACAUGGAUAUGUCAGGUACUGAAGAUGUAGUCUGUGUCAGUAUUUAGUGUCGAGGGGUUUUUUUGCUGGUACGCAAAAAUGCUGCAGAAUAUGAUGUUUAUUAAGUAUUUUUUCACAGAAAAGCAUAUAGGGAAGACUUUUUUUUAUGAGGAAAUGCUGUCACUAAACCAGACUGAGAUAAGAAGUGAGAAGGUGGAUACUAGUCGAGUUUUUCUCAUUUCUGCUGUAAGAUAACUGUUUCCCUCUGUACAAAGAUGACAAAACUCUACUGGAUGUACAGAAAUGAAACUGAUAUUGAUCUCAUCUGGUUCUCGGUCAGAUUUCUUUUUAGUUUUAUAGCACACCAAUAUCUACCGUGAGAUGGGAGUGUUGCACCUGAAGGACGUAUGAGGCUGGAUUAUUGACCAGGCGACUGGGAGACCCUCAGGUGGUCUUGACUCCAUGUUGACUGUGGCCCUAAGACUUGUAGUUUGUGGUAAUUUAUUUCAUCACAGAUUUCUUUAGGAAUAUGCUGUGGACCACUGAAGCACAUUGUAAACUUAAAUGAUAAGGGCCCCAAGGCGCAACUUGUGUUAUUACCUAUUCAUGAGGUGUGGUGCCAUGAAGGAACAGAAUUAAAAUGGGCACUUUUGUGAUUGUGCCCGAGAAACCUAACGCCUCCCUUCUGUAACACGGACUUUCUGUUGUAAAUGUAUUUUCUUGAAGCCCAGACUAAGACAACCCCAGUAUGACAUUAUCGGGACAUUUGUUUUUUUCAGGCUGAAAAAUGUCUCCCCCUUGGGCUCAGUAGGUAGGGUCAAUUCCUGGCCUGUGUGGUCUACAUGUCCUUGGGCAAGACACUGAACCCCAAACUGCUCCCUAUGGCUGUUCCAUCAAUACGUGGGCUUGGUCUGAGUGGUUAUCUCUCCAGAUGAGCAGGUGGCACCUUGCAUGCCUCUGCCUCUAUCCUCUGCCACCAGUAUAUGAAUGUGAUGCAUUGUGGUGAUCUGUCAGGCUGGAGGAGUCCAAUAUAAGUACAGUCCAUUUACCAUUACCAUUUUAGCCACAGAUGGCGGUAUACCACUCCCUAACUCCUCCAGAGUCGGUGGUCAGUACUACAGGCUGAGCAGUACUGGCCUUGUAGAAUGACCAUUAUGUUUAAUUUUAAGGCUUUAUUAGCUGUUGGUGUUAUUAUUUUUAUUUUAUUUUUAUUUUUUUUGCAUGGUGCAGCUUACAUAAUGGUGUGCGUCAUCAAAUUACCACAAACUAAUACUAAUUACCAACUAAAACAUGCAUAACGCACACAGGAGAGAAAUGGGGAGCCAUUAGGGGCCUGUUUUUUGUACUAAGGACCCCUUGAGGGUUAAAGGGCCUUGAGUCCAGAGGGUCCAUAGGUUUGAGAUAGUCAUGCAAAUACUCAUCCCUCCUUUGGCUCAGAGACUCCUUGUUUGUGAACUUUUAACCAACAUUAGUUGGAUUUGUUCAUAUUUCACUCAUGUCAUAUUAUGGGAGGAAGGCAAAAGUAACUGCUCUUCAGGUGCAUCAAAAAAAGACAAAACACAAAAAACAGAUGAAGAUCCAACACACUGGUUCCCUCUAAUGUGACAUCUACCUGACAGAUGAAAGUAAUAGUUUCAGCUGUCAGCAUAUCCCAUGGAGUUACCGUAACAAGUUGUACAGAUAUGUUUUCUUUGUCCGUGAGUGUGGAGGGUUUAUUGUGAUGGCUUGCAAUACCCUCUCUCCCUCUGUCCAGUGUAUAUAGAUUACAGAGCUAGCUAUGGCUCUUCAUGACAGCUGUGAUCUGAUCCCAGUGCUGUCACACCACAUCCAGCAAAUGAAAGACCAAAUGAGGGAGUUCGUUUUUCUAUGUUUGACCUUGUUUUCUUUUUAGAAACCAAGGGAUUUCAGUUUUUAUUUCACGAGCUGGUUAUUUUAUUAUUUUAUGUUACUAUUUUGACAUGUUUUGUUUUUAAAAGGAUAUCCAAAUUGAUGAAUAUGUUUUGUGUUAUAAUUUGUAACUGAGUUUUACUGUGUCACUCUAUUGCACCGCAGCCAGAAAACAGAGUGCUUUGGAAAGGUUUGAAACUGUUUGAAAUCAGGUGUCAUUAGGCUGGAAGUAGUGCUAUUUCUCAUGUGUCACACAUUUGCUGUUCCGACACGGACUUAACCACUCACCACUUUUUAUACGAGAUAGCCCUUUUACUUGAACUGGUGUCUGAUGGUAGACUAGAGCUUGAUGUCCUGUGGACUUAAAAACAGAACAGACUCUGCUGAACUUAUUCCAAUAGCUGAACAUUUUCUUUAAGAGCCCCUCUGUUGUAGUUAAAAAUGUUAUGCUAUUUUAUAUAUGCUAGUAUAUAUGCUCCGUGUCCAUAAGUAGUCAUAUGCUUCAGUCAGUGUUUUGCCACAUGUAUGCCCUGCAGUGGAUUCUGCUCAGAGCAUGUAUGUUCUCUUAAACAUUACUUUAAAAGAUGAAAUAUUGAGUUUUAUUUUUAUUACCAUAAUCAUAGGGAGAAAGAAGUCUUACACUUAAAAGCAAAGCCUGUUGACUUUCUUAGUGUUUAUUAUAGAGACUGGUUGUAACCACUAGCAGUAGUUUGGUCUCAGAACUGUCAUAUUAUGUAAUACAGUGCUCGAUGCCACUCUCGCUUUGUUCAUUAAAUCUGUUUCUGAAAGACUUUUGAAAAUUCACACUCCCCGUAACAACCUCCAAGGCAGAAAGGCAGGCACAGAGGAACACAAAGCAUGAUUUUGAAAAAUCUCAGGAUUUCGAGAGAAACAAAAUUGAGACAAAUGAAUGAACUAGUUUGUCAUGAUAAGAUUUCAUUUUAUAUUGUUUGAAUUGACUUGCAAGGAAGUAACUUCUCUGUAUAUAGUAUUUUUUUACUUAUUUUACUCAUGCCUGAUUUGUUGUAUUCUGCCUAAAAUCUUGCUAAAUGAUUUCCCACGAUCGGGGGAGUUGAUAUUUUCAACCUUCUUCCCAUAACACAUUUUAUGACUGCCUAUUUUAUCAAAAUGUCAAGGUUCUGUCAAAUAUCCAUCCAGGACUGUAAUACAUUAUGAUCUUGGAAGUCAGGUCUAGGUCUCUGUAAGAUGUUAACAAGCUGUAUCUUGGCUUGAACUCCACAACAAAUGAAGUACUUUUUAAUCCCAUUAUAGUACAAACACAUUGUGAUGAAAAUUAAUUUGUGACUACUGGGAUAGUGUGUACACUGGGUCUUGGUAUUGGGUCACAGCAGCCUUAAAAAAGGCUUUGCACUGACUAGUAUGGCAAGAUGCCAUGAUAUUUAUUGUUACCUUUGCUUUUCCAGUAACGUCAGUGAACAAAAUCAUGGUAAUGAGAGGUUCAUCAACGACUGAAAUACUGAACAAUUUUCCCUCAAAUAUACUGUGUGCACCUGCCUUUCUGGGUUAAAAAAUGCUCUUGUGAAGUCAUCUAAACGGGACAUACUAGAUAGAAUACUAGAGUUAAUUUGCAGCCACUGAUUAUGCCAGAUAGAAAUGUGAACUGCCUCUCCCUGCCAUUUUUUUUUCUCGUUUACAUAUCAUGAAUAUUUACUUUGUUGUUACAAACUGUGUACUUGUAAGGGAGCACUGUCCCUGGUGUGAGCUUCUCUAAGCUGUAUAUGGCUAACACCUCCUGAAGAGCUUUCACUACCUCUAAGCUGUUAAAAGCAUUUUGAAACUUUGCCAUGCCCCAUUUACCCCUUCAUUGCAUCUGUUUUCAUUCUGUCGGUAACUGUUAGCUGUCCGCUAACAAACUAGCUUAUUGUCAGCCUUUCCUCAUUACUUUUGGUAAGGAAUGCCAAAACUUGUCACCUGUUUCUUUACAAGUUAUUUUAAGUUUAUAGUAAGUGCCACCUACAGUAUAAUUCAAUUUAUUUCAGUUUAUUAAUAUAGCGCCAAUUCACAACAAAAGUAUAAUACAGAUGUUAUUGUAUAUGUUACUUAUUUUCAACUAGUCCCACAAAAAGACUGAAAUCAUCAUAUUAGCCUCUAGGCUACUGAACAUGUAUGUCUUAAAAGUCACAAAAACAAAUCACAAAUAUGUAAGAAUUUUAUAGUUCAUUUUUAAAGGCUGAGUUAAAGCAGCCGGGUAUUGUAGUUUUUAGUGUUAUGUUAAAGCUAACAUUAUGUUACAUGCUGCUAACUGCCAACAAGCUAGUUUGUUGCCAGCUUUUACCCAUUGGUUCAAUACAUUAACAUGCUCAUGUUAAGUCAUUUCCAGUUAACUGAAGCACCACCAGUUUAUUUACAACGUGUCAGGCAUCUUGCACUGUGAAAAAUAAGACUAAUGUUCAAAAUGUCCUUUUAGAGGCUCAACUGCAAAAUUCAGCUUUCAAAGUAACACCCUUUGUGAAACAUGGGACAGCAAUUUACAAUGUAGAGUAGAUUUGAAUGUCGAUGGUACAUUCUGCUCUGGGAGGAGCUUUUGGUAACUUGUGAUAUUUUCUUAUGCAUCUAGGAAGCAGAGGAAUUCAUGUAAAAUAAGGCUAUGAACAUGAAAUGCUAAACGCUGACCGUAGUACCUCCCAGAUGCAAAACUUAGUACUUGAAUAUUAGAAAACCUUGACAAAAACAGUUUACUCAGUAUGGGUUUUUCUGGAGCUUUCAAAAAACACCCCAUAGUUGAAAGCUCAGGAAAACAUUAUUUUGGCCAAACUUCUAUUUCCAAGGUCACGAAAGAACUUCAUGUUCAAGUAGAAAAUCUGUGUUCAUGCUAACACACUCACUGAAAACUAGGACUGGGUAUCAUUUGAAACUUUUUGAUUCUAGUGGGGAUACAAUACCUUUCAAUAUCAAAACAAUACUUACACUUAAAUUAGUCUGAAAUUCGUAUACUUAAAUCAGUAAAAGUAUGAGACGGUCUUAACAAAUCAGAAAAUAUUUUUAAUGCCAUCUGAUUGUAUUUUUCAACACUCAGUGCUACGGACAGAUUUUUGUCAGUACCAGAAUGUAUUGACACGUGAUACUCAGCCUGCUGUGAACUGUGAGCCUACAUCUGUUUUUUUGCUUCUGUACACAUCCCUCUGACCCCUGCUUGGAGUGGUGAGCUCCAGAUCAGCACCAUCUUCCAUACUGUAUUUGUCAUCUGAUAUCUCCACUGUGCAAUAGAUAAUGUUUAUUUUUACUGUUUUUUUGUGUGUAUUCUGUGAAACCAGUGUGAUGUUUUUGUUAUGUAGCAUAUGUUUUUAAUGUGAUUAUUUAUGCACCUACAACCACCUCCUCCUCUGUCCCAACUUUGUAGAGAAAGGUUCAUGCUUUGAUUUCAUUUUGCGAGCUACAGAAUCUACCUUUUAUUUUCAGCAUAAUUUUUAUCUAUAUGAGGCAAAGACUGUGGUGGUGUUUAUGACUCAAUAUUCAAUUAUCAGAAAUUCUAGCAGUAGUAGAAAAGCCGUUUGAAAUGGGUGACAGCUGAAAAGUAUCAAGAUUACCUUUGUUCUAAUAUUCAUUUGAUCUCUCUUCAACAAUGGUAAAUAUUUCAAUUGCCUUUGAAUGAUGUCUUUCCUGACAUACUGAUGCUUAAUAGCAGCAGCCAAAACUGAUUUUUUUUUUUUUUUUUUUUUGCAGCAGUACUUCUUUUGUUCUUUGUUCAUUUAAUUUUUUUUCUUCUCUUAAGCUUGCAGUUUUUGGUUUUUGUUUGUUUGUUUGUUUGUCCUUCCUCCAUGUGGGUGAAAUAAUCUGAGCUGUCUUUAUUUAGAUGCAUACCAUGUGCAUACAGACUGUACAGUAUCAGGCACAAAAGAAAAAGUCAACUUGAUAAGGAACCAUUUGGAGGAUUGAUUAGAGUUACACUAAUAUAUGAGGUCAGAUGCAAGUUUAUUUUGAACAGUGUUCCUCUCUACAUGGUCUGUACUGUUUACUAGAAUAAACAUUUCAUUUAAAUGAGAA